AUGGUAGAGCCAAGUAUGCUCUUACCCCCCUUUAAAUUGAAACAAAAAUUCCUGUUCCAAUUUAAGGGGAUUAAUUUUUUAAAUAAAUAUUUAUAUUAAAUUUUUUCUAUAUAGCCCAGGAGCGAUUUUUGAUCGCCCUGGGCUAGGAUAAGACUCAGAAACUCCCCGAGUUGGUUUUUCAACUCGAGUUGACAAACUAAAUCGGGAGUUGGCAAAUACCUUAUAUAAGAGGCAUUUGCCAACUCCCCGAGUUUGGUUUGUCAACUUGAGUUGAAAAACCAACUCGGGGAUUUUCUGAGCCUUAGCCUUAUCCUAGGCCAGGGCGAUCUAAAAUCGCUCCUGGCUAUAACAAAAUUUUAAAAAAUCAAAAAAAAUAAAAAUUGAGUACAAUAUUUUUGAAUUUUAAUUAAUUUUUGAAGAAUUAAAAUUAUUCCAUACAAUGUCAAAACUGUUAAAAUAAUAUUCUACUUAAUUUUUCUAAUUGUAUUAGGCUAUAAAAAAAAUAUUUUCAUCUAUAAAUUUACUAUUAAAAAAAAUUCUUUCCAAUUUAAAGGGAUCCAAAAAAUUGAAAAUUAUCGAUAUUUGUUACAAUUUAAGGAGGGGAACUAGUCAAAAGAAGAAAUACAAGAAUUAAUAGUGCAGACCUGCAGAUUUUAGAAAGAAUUGAAAGAACAAUCGACUCUUUGAUCAAGCAAAAACGAUUUUUAGAUUGCAUAGAAUUCGUAAACAAAGCAUUACCAAUCCGAAAAUCAUUUUAUGGCGAAAAUAGCAAUGAGGUUUUAUCAUUUUUAGCCCAAAUGCUAAAGCUUAUAUCAAAAGGAGCAGGAUUAUUAGUUUACAAAGAAAACCCUCUAGAAGCCAUCAAAAUCCUCCAAAACUUAUUAAAAAUUUCCCAGCCUUAUCAUUUAAAACUAAUCCCUGAGUCUUGCAGUGUGCUAAAUACCUUAGCAUGUGCAUACAGGCACUGUGGAAGAUACCAGAAAUCCCUAAAAUUCGCCCACCAAGCCUUACAAAUAAUUAAGGAUUAUCCUGACAUUGAUGUAGAUCGUUCUUCAUUAUAUUUAAAUUUAUGCACAAUUUAUUCAAAUUUAAACACCCACAAAGACGCUGCUUAUUAUUGCAAACUCGCCGUCCAAAAUGCACAAGAAGAGCUUGUAAAUUUAAACUCUUCAAAAGAUACAGAGGAUUAUAAACAGAAAAUCAAAAUUUUGGGGGUUGCUUAUCACAACUUAGGGGUUGAGGAAGAGUGCUUAAAACAUUAUGAAAGCUCUAUUGAAUGAUAUAAAAAAUCAGUCUCAUUUAUGAAAAGCUAUGCAGAUGAGUCCCAAAGCCAAUUAUUAGAAAAUUUCAAAAAAACGUAUAAAGCUGCUGUAGAAAGCCAAAUCAAUAGAGAAAAAACCAAAAAAUUAAAUGGGAAAAAAAAUAAUUAUGCAUUUGCUUCAGCGAGGCUUGAUGAAAAUAUGAAAAUUUUUGGGGAGAGUGAGUCUGAUUUAUCGCCAAUAAGUCCUGUAAGGAAAGGGAAAAAUAGUAAGUUUCAUUCUUCGAGAAACUCGAUGCCGAAUCUUAUGAAGUUUAUAAGGAGCAGCGAACCUUCUCCAAUAUACCAAUCUCCGAGAUUUAGCAGCAGAAAUUUAGAUUUGGAUGAUACUGGGACAUUAAUUACAAAAGGCGAUUAUUCGAGAGAAUACAAAGAAACUGAAAAUGACACUGAUUUAAGAGAGCUUGAGCAGCUAGGGUUGCUUGAUUACAGUAUUGACAAUAAAGGCAAACACUCAAGAAAGCUUGAAUCAGUAGGCUCUAUUUCAAGAAGCAGCAAAAGUGAUAUAAAAGACCUGGAUAAAUAUACAAUUCCAGUACAUCCUUCAGACUCUUCUAUUGUUAUAAAAUCAAAUGAUAUAAGCAUAAAGCAUAGUGAAAAUACUUUAAAUAUAGAAAAUUCACUAAAUUUUAAGCCUAUACAUACAAAUGAGCUAAAAUUAACAGAGGAAAUAGACCAAAAAAAUUCCCAGAACACUGAUUCUUCACGGAAAUUUAUUGUGCAAUUGAGCGAAAUUAAAAAAAAUUCUGAGUCAUCAAGGGAGUCAUUAGAUAUAAUUUUGCCUGAUCCGAUUCUACCUCAAAGAAAAACAAAUGAAAUAGAGGCAAUAAAGCAAACUAUUAAUGAUAAAGAAGAUCCAAAGCAAACAAUUAUUGAUAAAAAGGAAGGGAAAAAUAAGGUUAGCCUUUUAAUUAAAGCUACAACGGAGAAUAAAUUGGCAUUAUUAUUAGGAGAAGAUGCACCAAUGGAUAAUUAUGAACCUUCAUUUGGAGGGAUUAAUGAAGAAAAAGUAGAAAACAAUAAAAAAUUGACAAGUAAAAAAGAAGAGAAAUUUCUAGAGGAAGAAAAAAUAAAUAGUAAAGACCUUCAAAAAAAGGAAAAAGAGAAAUUUUUAGAAGAAGAGAAAAUAAAUCGGAAAGAUCUUAAACAAAAUGAUUCAAUUGAAAUUUUGAGGCAGUUUUCAUUAAAAAAAGAAAUUAAAAGGAAGGACUCAGAAGAUAGAAAAAUCAGCCAACAAGCUUUGCCAACUUCAAGGAAUCUUCUUGCACUUAUAAGCAGCAGGUCAAUACAGUCUGGAACAAACUCAUCAAUUCCAACCCCUUCAUUCUCUACAAAAUUAAAAUCCACCCAAUCAUGCACUUUUAGAAAUGAAGAAGAAAAGCCUGAAAAAGAUUUUCAAAAGAAAAAUAUUUUAGAAAGCGAGCAAGGUGGAAAAAAUCUGAUACAAAAUAUAAGAUCAAAAUCAAGCGAAAUUGCGUCAAGAAAGAUAAUAACAGAAAGACAAAAUCCAGUAGAAAUAAAAACAGGAGCUGCGCUGCCAGUUUCUAAUAGAGAUUUAUUAGCAUUAAUUAAAGCCAAAAAUCCAAUAAUGACAUAUCGAAAGGACGAAGGAUUAAAAAAUCCAGAAACAGGCCCACCAGCACUUACUGCCCCACCUUGAAAUUGAAGAAAAUAUCGGCAAAAUUUCUAUUUUUGGUACCCAGUAAAUUUUAGUUUUUAAAAGGCAAAUUUUACAGGUAAAAAUAAAAUUUUUAUAUUACAAGUUUUACCCUUAUUUAAUGGAAGAAAUGCAAUUAGAAUAGUUUUUUUAACAGUUUUCACAAUAAAUCGAUUAAAUUCUUUAAUUAAUUCUUUAUAAAAAUAAAUUAAAUUCAAAAUAUCGUGUUCAAUUUAUUUUUUUUUAUAUUUUUAAAUUAUUUUUUCGAUUAAAAAAAUUACCUCUUUAAAUUUAAACAGGAUUUUUUGUUUCCAAUUUAAAUGAGAUAGUUAGAAAAAGAACUCAAAAGCAAGGAAACAACCCAAUACCUGAAAAUAGACAAAAUAUAAGUAUAGCCCAAACUGAUAGAAAUAUUCCAAUAGAACCUUCCAAAAAAUCUGAAAUUAUCUCCCAAAAUAAAAAUCCAAAUCCUGAUCCUCCAUCUAAAGAACAAUUCAUAUUAGAAAAAAUUAGUUCAAUUGAUGGGGCAGACUAUAUGAUUACUAUAAGCAAAGCAAGCCAGGACGAUUUUAUAAUCAAAGCCCUAAGCUUAAGCACCCAAGAAGUCUAUACUUUAACCCAAAAACAGCCACAAAAUAUGAAAAUUGACGAUUUCGUAAAAAAUUUGACCAUUGAAAAUGGGAAAUUAUCUUUGCUAUAUUCAGACCAAGAUAUCGCAAAAAUCACAAAAAUCCAAAAUGUUUUUAGAAGAAAAAAAAGGCAACAAAGCAAAAACACAGAAAUCCCUGACGAAAUUUUAAUAAAAGGAGAAAGACAUAUACAAGGCCAAAAGUAUAAAAUUUCGAUUAUGAAAACCAAAAGCAAUAUCACAAUGGGAGACAGUUCUAAAACAAAAUUUAUCCCUGGAGAGUAUAUACGGAUUAUGCUUAAUGGUUUAAAUGAAGCUCCUAAUCCAAAACCUGUGACUUAUUCAGUAAGCGAAGUGUGCGAACUUAUGGAUUUGUGGGAAAAUUCAGAAGUUUAUGAGAAGAAAAAUGAAAUUUUGGUUAUGUUGGGAUCACAACUAUUGAUUGGCCUUGAGUGUCCUCUUCCCUUCUUGUUUAUCCUAUAGUUCCAGAAUUAAUGCUAAAUAUUUAUUUGGCAUGCCAAGUCCUUAAAUUAGCUUGCCAAGAGAUGAAUAAUAGGGAAAAAAAAGCUUAUGCCUGAGCUGCACCUUUUCCAGCCAUAUAACGUUGAUAUUGAAAACUCUGAAGUAAUUAUACGCAAGUGCUCAUUGGUUGAGCCAAGAUUGAUUUAUUCGACAUCAAGAGUACUGAAUAACACUUUUAAAUAUGUGCUUAAUUUUUUUGAUAUAAGCUAUAUUGAUGCAUUUGAAGAUAUUUUAAUAGAAGCAGUAGCAGACAAAAAGACCCCAGCUAUAGAAAAUGUUUUCUCCAUAUCGAGAAAUGAGCUUGGAAAAAUUCUUGAAAUUGACCCACAAAAUGUUGAUAAAAACUUUGAGCAUGUCGCUGAUUUGAUAAUAAUAGAAGGGAUGAGGGAAAUAAAUAUUUGUAAAAGAAUAUUGAAAGAAAGUGCUCCGACAUAAAGGGGAUAAAAAAUUUAAAUAAAUAUUUUUAAAUGAAUUUUAAUAAAAAAAUUAAAAAAAUACUCCGACAAUUAAUAUAUCGGUAAAUAAAGAAGAAAAUUUUAAAAAGUCAAGUGAAGGAAAUACAACUAGAAGAAGCGAUGAAAAUACAACAAGAAGAAGUGAUGAUAGUAAUGUUGUGAGAACAAAUAUAAGGUUUACAUUAAGAAAAAGCGUAAAAGAUGAGAGAUUUGGGAAGGGGAUAAAAACCUUACUCUUCCCUAUUUAGAACAAAAAAAAUUAUGUUAGGGGGUUAAUUGUUUUUACAAUUUUAUAAAAAUUAAUUGAUUCAGUGUGAAAACUGUUUAAAUAAUAUUCUAUUUGCACUUUUCAUUAAAUUGCAUCAAAAUAAUUUUAUAAAAUUUGUAUUUUCUUCUAUAAUUAUAUUUGCUCCAAUUCAAAGAGGGAGCUAGAGAAAGUAGCUAUCGGCCAUAUAAUGCGAAAUUUAAAUACCGUGCUAGGCAGAAAGGCUGAUAAUGCAGAGCCACAGUUGUGUGUUAUUCAAGGCAAACAUAUUUUUGUAACUAUUUUUUAA
Messenger RNA from Blepharisma stoltei, 5134 nucleotides. Lineage: Eukaryota; Ciliophora; Heterotrichea; Heterotrichida; Blepharismidae. The record is from the annotation of a GenBank genome assembly.